AUGGCUAAUUCUGAAAAUGAUAAUGAUUCACCACAAGUUUAUCUCUUAGGUAAAACUUACUUGGCUAACAAUCGAGAACAAUUUUAUAUUCGAAAUGAUCCUAUUAUUCAUAUGGCUGCAGGUGAUCGACAUACAAUUAUUGUUACUGAAACUGGUCGUGCCUUUGCUUUCGGUGACAAUAGUUCAGGUCAAUUGGGUCUUGGUCAUACAAAUAAUGUUGAACAAGUCUCAUGUAUUAAAAGUUUAAAAUUUGGAGAAACAGGUGAAAAAGUUAUAUUAGCUGCAUGUGGUCGUGAAUCAUCAUUAGUUGCUACUAAUCGUGGUACAAUCUACGGAUUUGGUUCAAAUAGUCGUUCACAAUUAGGAAUUCAAUCAUCUGAUUCAAAUACAAUUUAUCCUGAACCUGUUAAAAUUGAAUAUUUUAAAGGAAAAAUUGUUUGGAAACAAAUAGCUAUGGGUGCCGAACAUUCAUGCGCAUUAAAUGAUGAAGGUAUAGUAUAUGCUUGGGGUUCAAAUGAUGAUGGUCAAUGUGCGCAACCACGUAAAACUUAUGUAGUUCAAAUGCCAAGAGAAGUUCGAGUAGAAUAUGAAAUUAAUGCUAUAUCAUGUGGAUAUUUUCAUACAGCAUUAGUUAGUACAAAUGGUCGUUUAUUAUUAUUUGGAAAUAAUGAUGAUAGACAAUUAGGACGUUCAGUAUCUGAUAAAUUUGCUGGUCCAAUAGAAGUUUCAAUGCCAAAUAAAGUUAAAGCUGUUGCCUGUGGAAACCAACAUACUGUUGUAUUAACUGAAAAAGGAGACGUAUAUACAUGUGGAUGUGGUGAUCGUGGUCAACUUGGUCUUGGUCCAAGAGUUUUGUCAGCAGAAACAUUUGAAAACGUUCAAGGUUUACCAAAAUGUCUUACAGCUAUUGCUGCUGGUGAAGGUCAUACAGCUGUUCUUACUGUUCGUGGUGAUUUAUAUGUAUUUGGUGAUGGUAAACAUGGAAAAUUAGGUUCACAAAUUCAUUCGAAUGAAUUUGCACCAUGUUUGGUGGAUAAGUUUAAAACAUACAAUGUCUUAAAAGUUGUUUGUGGUAGUUGUCAAACAAUAGUUUUUGCUCAAAAGAAAACUGGUAAACAAAAACUAUCACCAGAAAGUGAAGAAGAUGGUGCAAUUUUAGAUAAAACACUUCCAACAAUUAUGCAUUCAAUGAGUCCAGCGCAAAGUCUGAAGAAUACUAGUCCUUUCUAUAAUGCAUGUCGAAAUAAUAAUAUUGGUUUGGUUAAAAAAUAUUUACGAAAAAUGUCAUUAGAUGAAAUUAAUAAAAUAGAACCGAAUGGAUCUACUGCACUCCAUGUCGCUGCAUAUCAAGGAUACGAAGAAAUAGUUGAACUAUUACUACAAAAAGGUGCUUGUUAUACAACCGUGAACAGAUAUAAUUCUACUCCAUUGGAUGAAGCUAAAACUGAUAAAAUAAAGCAGAUGAUACGUCGUCGUAUGAAUAAAACAACUCGUUUUAUUAGUGAAUCCAUCGAAUGGGUUCUGCAGACAGACAAAGCAGAUUUUCAAGCACAUCAAUAUUGGAAAAAAUUGGAAGCAUAUGGACGAGAUCCACAAUUUUAUGAAUUGAUUGAUUAUAUAAAAAGAAACUAUGUUGAAAAAGAUUUGCAAAAUAUUGAAGAUAUCGAUACAGUGAUAAAAUAUUUUAAUAUUGCGAUCGAGAAAAGAGAUCCUGUUUAUUUAUUACAAGCGUAUACAGCUGAGACUGGUUUUUAUUCCACACUUAAUGUUCAUCUAACUCAACUACAUUUAGAAAAUUUAACUGACAAUGAAAAUCUUAGUCGAGCAUACUAUAUUGGAAUAAUUGCUCGUCAUCCGAAAUUCGGAACAUUUUCGCAUAUUGGAGAAGCCUAUCGUGGUAUGAUGAUCACUAAUAAUGAUUUAAAACAAUACGAGAUAGGUACACGAAUUUUAACUAAAACAUUUUCAUCUUCAUCAAAAAGAUUGGAUAUCGCAUUAGGAUUUCUUGAUGAUAAGCGUUAUACAGAUGAUCGAUUAAGUACAAUAUGUACGUAUGAAAUACGUAAUCAAAGAACUGCAUUAGAUAUUCAAGAUAUAUCAUUAUUUCCAUAUGAAGAAGAAGUUUUAAUUUUACCUUAUUCAGCAUUUAAAAUAAUUGAUAUUCAAAUACAUAAAGACAAAUUACCUAACGUUGAAAUAAAACUAAAAGAAUGUGAACCAUGGUAA
Molecule: messenger RNA, 2226 nt
Organism: Rotaria sordida
Lineage: Eukaryota; Metazoa; Rotifera; Eurotatoria; Philodinida; Philodinidae
Source: the annotation of a GenBank genome assembly